Messenger RNA from Medicago truncatula (barrel medic), 681 nucleotides. Its product is annotated as two-component response regulator ORR24. The transcript has 7 exons. Gene Ontology annotation, molecular function: DNA binding. The record is from RefSeq and is a predicted model, not a curated record. Bases 1 to 681 code for a protein of 226 amino acids. Gene Ontology annotation, biological process: phosphorelay signal transduction system; cytokinin-activated signaling pathway. Lineage: Eukaryota; Viridiplantae; Streptophyta; Magnoliopsida; Fabales; Fabaceae.
AUGGGGCGUUAUAAUAAUUUUUUCUAUGAAUUUGAUGUCAAGAUUUUGGAGAGGCUUCUCCAAAGGUGUCAAUACCAUGUAACCACUGCUCAUAGUGCACUAACAGCACUGAACUUAUUGAGAGAAAACAAAAGCAAUUUUGACCUAGUAAUCAGCAAUGUUCAUAUGCCAGACAUGGAUGGAUUUAAGCUUCUUGAGCUUGUUGGACUUGAGAUGGAUUUACCUGUCAUAAUGUUUUCUGCAAAUGAUGAUCCAAAGAUGGUGAUGAAAGGAAUUGAACAUGGUGCUUGUGAUUAUCUGGUGAAACCUGUUAGACUGAAAGAGGUACAGAUCAUUUGGCAGCAUGUAAUCAGGAAGAAGAAAACUCGAACUGUUUGGUCUGCUGAUUUACACGGCAAGUUUGUUGCUGCUGUUAAUCAAUUAGGCGUUGACAAGGCUGUACCGAAAAAGAUUCUUGAACUGAUGAAUGUUGAAAAUCUGACAAGGGAGAAAGUUGCCAGCCAUAUCCAGAAGUAUAGACUCUAUCUAAAAAGAAUUAGUUGUGCGGAAGACAAACAAGAUCAUAUGGCAGCAGCCAUAGCUAGUAGUUCAGAUGCAUCCUAUCAACUCAACUGCCAAUCUUUCCCAGUGACAUUCUUUUCCCACCCCCCAUACUUCUCACAUAUCUUUCAUGAUUUGUAA